AUGCCCUCCCUCCCGAAGCUGUCAACAGUCAUAACCUGGUUCCUAUACUCAAUCCCAAUCUACAUCUUCGUCCUCGACCCGCUACUCCGCGGCUUCUUCCCGGGUCUCCUCCCGGCCUCGGACUCGGACUCCGAACCCAGAUCCAAUAAAGACAUCUUCGAUUUCGACGACGCCGCUGCUAUAGGACCAGGCCUUAACCUUACCGAUGAUAGCUUCAUCAGUCCGGAAGAUGGCGUGCCAUUCGAUUGUCCCAAUGCAGGGGGGUAUCGCGUGCACCUCCUAUCGCGCGCGCCGCUGAUAAUGUACAUUGAGAACUUUAUUAGUGAAACCGAAGCGAAUCAUCUACUUGAAGUCAGCAUCCCAAACUACAAACCCUCCAUCCUCUAUGACGGCCAUACCGAACGCAUAGAUCCAACAAAACGCCUCUCAGAUCGCGCCCUCCUAGACCGCGACAAUACAGUCCGCUGCCUGGAAGACCGCGCGCGCGCCUUCCAAGGCUGGCGCCCGAACCUGUACAUCGAGCGCAUGUGGGCCCAGCGAUAUAAUACCUCCGGCCACUACCGGCACCACUAUGACUGGACGGGGUCGCUGGCACGCGGCGGGGAUCGAUUGAAUUGA
This is a messenger RNA of Penicillium arizonense, 618 nucleotides long. RefSeq names its product oxidoreductase, 2OG-Fe(II) oxygenase family. The transcript is spliced from 3 exons. Gene Ontology annotation, biological process: peptidyl-proline hydroxylation to 4-hydroxy-L-proline. The coding region runs from base 1 to 618 and encodes 205 amino acids. The record is from RefSeq and is a predicted model, not a curated record. Gene Ontology annotation, cellular component: endoplasmic reticulum. Lineage: Eukaryota; Fungi; Ascomycota; Eurotiomycetes; Eurotiales; Aspergillaceae. Gene Ontology annotation, molecular function: procollagen-proline 4-dioxygenase activity.